AAACCAGGAAAACAGGGAAGUGAUUUCAAUCCACACUCACUUCCUUUCUUCUUGCGGUAGAGCAGAAAUAAAGAUUUUGUGACUUCCAUUAGACGGCUUGUCAAUGAUGAUAAGAAACUCAGAUGAACAUGUACAAUCAACAAUCUCUACAGUUGAAGACUGUCAAAAUAACAUCUCAGUGGACCUUUUCCUGCAUCUCUCACUCGUACCGGCGGUGCUGAUUGCAGGGGUGCUGUCAUUCCUCCAGAGACGAGCCCAGAGAUUGGCUAUUGACCAGAGAUUGCCCUUCUUAGAAGGGCGAUUUGCCAUUGUGGUGCCUUUGGAUACUGUAGGAAGUCUCAGUAACCGCUGGUCCUAUGGCUUUGCAUUUGGUGCCGUGUCAAGCAGCGUUUUGCUGCUCUUCUCGGAAAAUUAUGUCCCCUUCACUGUCCCAUCCUGGGCCAAAGCUAUAGUGUACCUGAUUGGAGCUUUAGAAGUGGGCCUGGUGUAUUUUCCUUUCUUUGCCUGUCUGUCCACACCAUUCAGAAUGGCUGGAGCUGUAUUAGGAAUACUCUACUCUGCAUCCUGGAUCAUCAUCACAGUCUGGGAUACAUUCACCUGUCCCAGUGGUAAGAUUCUGGGUAAAUACCAGAAGAUAAUUUCCCAGUGGCCUUGCAUCCUCUCACUCAUAUUCCUCUUGGGACGAUAUAUUUACAUGUUGGUUAAAGAUAUUCGCAUACGUCUGCAAAUGGAAUCAGAGGACCCUGAAGAUCUGGUUGGGCAACACCAGGCACAGCAUGUGAAACGUUUGCUGAGAAAAACCCCUGAGGACAGCAAACCACUUAGUUGGUUCCAGAGAAGAGUGUAUGAGUGGGACCCCUACUUCAAGUUUCCCAGCAGGAUUAUUGGCACUGUCAUUAUAUCUCUUAUAGGCCUGUAUACGAUGACACUGGCAGACUACAGUCUCAGUGAUGUUGCCUUUGACCAACUAGAAAAUUGGAAGAAUACAUUAAAACCCCUGGUUAUCUCAUGUAACCAGACUGAAGCUCUGGGAUACAUGAUCCCACAGCUAGAAGAAUUCAUCAGCGUGGCCAGGAAAUCUUGGCUUGCCACCACCAUCCUUGCCAGUCUCAACUCUGUAGCUUAUACCUUUCAUAUUUUGGCAUGUUACAGGAAACAUUUGAGAAGACUGUGGAAGGGACAGAAGGGUUUUCUUCCUGAGAGGUUUCACAACCCUCGUUCCGCAGUUAGUGUUGCUUCCAUUGCAAGAUAUUCUGGAUGGCAAAUAGCUUUUACACUGUGGGGCUACCUGAUUGUCCACUUUGUACACUUCUUGUUUGCUCUGCUGUUUGCAUACGUGGUGGUUCUACCAAUAAUGCAUGGAACUGCACUGAGCAUGUUCUCAAACCUUGGACUCAUAAUUUUAACCAUUGGGAUGGUUAUCUGCUUGGUAAUUCUUCAGAUAGUACUAGUUCAGGUGUUCUUCCUUCAGGACAAAAUGUCUCCCACAGAUAAAGAGAAACCUCUGGCUCUCAACAACAGAAAAGCAUUCCACUGCUUCAACUACUUCUUCUUUUACUACAACGUGGUGAUGGGAAUCAGCACCUGCAUAAUAAGGCUGUUGCUUAGCAUUGUGGUUGGAACAUGGCUGGUAUCUCGUAUAGAUCGGACUAUAAUGCAGAGGGGAUAUGAAAAAAUGGAUGCUGGCUACAAUACAUGGAUUGGGAUGAUUUUUGCUGACCAUUAUCAUAACAACCCAGUCAUGGUGUGUUUCUGCCAGGUUUUGAUCUCCACAACUCUAGAGAGGCACCGUUCAUUGACGUAUGCCUCAUUUGAUACUAUUCUAUCAGCAUCCCCUGUGAAUAGCCAGGCCAGGAGGCGCUGGGCAUUGUUUUACACCUUACUGAAGAACCCUCAACUGAUCCUGCUCAGGAAACACCACCUCUCUUCAUCAUCAAUAGUGUCAUCUCACCCAACAGACACAGAAGUGAGGGCUUGGGUCAUGGCAUCUCAAACACAGAGGUGCCAGUCAGUGGCUGAAGCAUCACCAAAAAUCGUUACUACACCAGAGGAAGACUGUUAAAAAUAAACUCUAUGGUUCUUAUAUUCACUCUUGGUGGCAGCAUGGCGUUGUCCGUUGAAAUGUUAACUGUACUAUAAUUCUAAUGUUUUUUCUGAGUUUGUUUGAUUCCGUCUAUCUGGUAAUAUUUUGGUUUAUCUAUUCUUAAAAAACAUUUGAUUGCAGUUUGAAGAUCAUUAGUCUACACAGCCAACGUCUGUGCCUAUGUAAGUGUUUAAAGCUAAAAUUAUAUAUUUCACAUAGUAAAAGUUAAAAAAAAAAUUAAAGCAGUUUUAGACAUUUAGCUUAAGUUAUACAGCCUACGUUUUGCUACUAUGCGAGGAUUACAAACUCCUGCAAGAAGUAUUUGCAUUAACUUGUUAUAGUUUUAUAAGAUGGAUGAAAAAAAUAAAAAGAUGAAACUCAGUACAACUGCACAAUGCUACCGUUACGGAAGUGAGCUGUGGGUAGCCAUUUUGAACUUGUUGAUAGCGAACAAGGUUGGAAUAUUUGGCUAGUUACCAAAACUAAACAGGUAUGGUAAUAUUUAAAUCUUGUAAUCUGUAGUUUAAUUUAAGUAUAUUUUGUUAUAUUGUGCCAGCAGUUUCAUUGUUUUUAAAAUAUUUAAUGCUAUCCGAAAUGUUGCAACUUGUCUCAUCCUUAGCUUCAAACGAAAGUUCUCGAGCUAACAGUUAGCCGUUGGCUAGCGUUCACUUUUUAUUUUCUCAACCAGUGAAUAACCAAUGUGUCAGCAUGCUGUUUUCUUUGAUAAUUUUAAAUAGAUAGUGCUUUUCCAAGGGUGUUUAGUAUCUUGCGCUAUUGUGUUGUCAUAUAUUAGAAUGAAUUAUUAUUGUGUCGUCUCAUUUGCAUAAUUGGAGAUUAACUUUAAAUUUAAAUAAAAUACGCUAUGUACGUAGUGAA
Messenger RNA from Melanotaenia boesemani (Boeseman's rainbowfish), 2959 nucleotides. RefSeq names its product STRA6-like (gene stra6l). Gene Ontology annotation, biological process: vitamin A import into cell. The transcript is spliced from 18 exons. Lineage: Eukaryota; Metazoa; Chordata; Actinopteri; Atheriniformes; Melanotaeniidae. Bases 104 to 2062 code for a protein of 652 amino acids. Gene Ontology annotation, cellular component: plasma membrane. Gene Ontology annotation, molecular function: signaling receptor activity; retinol transmembrane transporter activity. The record is from RefSeq and is a predicted model, not a curated record.